AUGGGAACACAAUCGCAGAAAAAGAAGUCAGCAUAUGAUUUUUUCAGAAGUCAUCCAGCUGGUGAUUCUCACUUGAAGGACGAACAUCCUGCUAAAUUUCCUCAAUUGGAACUCAAGGACGCAACAAAAUCAUCCAAGAAACCACAUUAUAUAAAUGUUGAGGGGCUUAGUGAUUUGUAUGCUCUAAACAAUAUUUCUAAGGAUGUAUCAAAGACCUUGCUUGUUUGGUUUCAGAUGCGUUUGCUAUUAUCCAGGUCUGAUGCUUUGCCUGAAACAAACCAGGGGAUUAAAGAGGCUUCAAUAGCAUGGAAGGACUUAUUAUACAAAAUUAAGGAAGACAAAGCUGCUCAACUCACCAAUUUUGACAAAACAGAGGAUAAGAACUGUCCUCACUCUGUAAGCACAGUUGAUGUGACAACAUCAAGAGGUGAAACGAUUCUUGAUAUCCCUUGUGGUCUAGUUGAGGAUUCUUCCAUUACAGUGCUUGGCAUUCCAGAUGGGCACAACAGAAGCUUUCAGAUUGAACUUCUAGGUUUGCAACUUCCAGCAGAGCCAAAUCCUCCUAUUAUCUUGCAUUACAAUGUGAGCCUACCUGGAGACAAUAUGACAGAGGAGCCAUUUGUUGUUCAGAAUACAUGGACUAAAGAACAUGGCUGGGGAAAAGAGGAAAGAUGUCCUAGUCAUAGAUCUGCUGACAUCCCAAAAGUUGAUGGACUUGUUCUUUGCAAUGAAAAAGUUGUCAGAAGCACCAUGGAAGAAAAUGUAAAUGCGAGUCCUCCUGUUGGUGAUGUAUCAGCCACUGUUUCCCAAGGAAUUGCCCAUGAAAGAGCCAAUUUUCCAUUUGUUGAAGGAAAUACUUUCACAGCUACAUUAUGGGCUGGUUUGGAGGGACUCCAUAUGACAGUAAAUGGAAGGCAUGAAACAUCUUUUGCUUACAGGGAGAAGCUUGAACCAUGGUCAGUAAGUGAGGUCAAAGUGACAGGCGGUGUGGACGUCUUAUCUGCCUUGGCAAGAGGGUUGCCUGUAUCUGAAGAUAAUGACUUAGUUGUUGAUGUUGAGCACCUAAAAGCUCCUCUGGUAACAAGAAAGAGACUUGUAAUGUUGAUCGGGAUUUUCUCCACUGGAAAUAAUUUUGAGCGUCGCAUGGCACUGAGGAGGUCUUGGAUGCAAUAUGAGGCUAUACGUUCAGGGGAUGUUGCUGUCCGAUUUUUCAUUGGCCUUCACAAGAACAGUCAAGUCAAUCUUGAGCUGUGGAAAGAAGCCCUAGUAUAUGGAGAUAUCCAGUUGAUGCCUUUUAUAGAUUAUUACAGCCUGAUAAGUUUGAAAACGAUUGCAAUCUGCAUUACGGGGGCCAAAAUUCUCCCUGCUAAAUACAUAAUGAAAACAGAUGAUGAUGCUUUUGUUAGGAUUGAUCAAGUACUCACAAGCCUCAAGGAAAAGCCAUCAAAUGGUCUCUUGUAUGGUCGCAUAUCCUUUGAUUCAUCACCUCACAGGGAUAGAGACAGCAAAUGGUAUAUCAGUAAUGAGGAAUGGCCCCAUGGAACAUAUCCACCAUGGGCUCAUGGCCCUGGUUAUGUUAUUUCUCGGGACAUUGCAAAAUUCAUUGUUCGAGGCCACCAGGAAAAAGAUCUCAAGGGCCAUGGAGCUAUUUGGCAGCUUUUUAAUUACCUUUCGGCUAUUUGUCAGCUUUUUAAAUUAGAAGAUGUUGCGAUGGGCAUAUGGAUUGAGCAAUUCAAGAAAAGUGGUCAAGAAGUGCAUUACAUGACAGAUGACAGGUUUUACAAUGCUGGAUGUGAAACAGAUUAUAUUCUUGCACAUUAUCAAAGCCCAAGGUUAGUAUUAUGUCUUUGGGAGAAGCUGCAGAAGGAGCACCAGCCAGCCUGCUGUGAGUAA
Molecule: messenger RNA, 1893 nt
Organism: Dovyalis caffra
Lineage: Eukaryota; Viridiplantae; Streptophyta; Magnoliopsida; Malpighiales; Salicaceae
Source: the annotation of a GenBank genome assembly